UUCGAAGAUUACAAUAACUGUAUCACAACAAAACUUACACAUAAAACCGACUACUAACUUUCAAUAGUGAUACAUUUAGAUUUUCCCACUGUUAACCCCAUAAGACGAUCUAAUUUUCUUCAUUUUGUAGCCCACAUUGCCUUGAAAUCCUGUACUCCGAACAGAAAAUAAAACGUCCCUGAGCACGAAUGAGCAGUCAAAAAGCAGGACAAAUACUACAAUUGCAGUUUAUUACUUCAAUUUACAACAAAAAAGGGCCCCAUUUCCCUUAGGCAUGACCUGUACCGAUUAUCUGUUGGUACUUUUGUCAUUUAAUGUCUUAAAAGGUAAAAUGUAGUAAAAACAAGAAGGCUGUAGAUGGAAAAAACAGGCAAGAGAAUGGGCAGCUCGAUCGUGACGUCAUGAGCCCGCAUCGCGGGGGCCUAUCACUGAAUGGCUGGCGGGCUGAGACUUUCAUGGCGUGACGGCUGUAUCCACUUUAUUCCGUAUUUUCAUAUUUUAUUGUAUUGUGGUGAUAUCAUUCCCUGAUGGAGGAGAUCGACGUAGACCCAACAAUUACCAAUAUUCCCGCAGUCAGUCAUGAAAAACAUCUGGGUUAUGCUUGGGGUCCAGGAGAUAUCCUUGUGUAUGAGACCCUUUAUAAACCUUCAGGUACCUCAGGGUCGUGUACCUCCUUCAUUCAUGAGGUCAGGAAAGACGAGGACAUCUAUUCCCCCAUUUUACGCAAACUCUUCAACGAGUCGCACUACAUCUUUGUUGGCCUCCAGACCAUUCAAGAAGACAUACCCAACAAGAACAAGAAACCCCAUUUUGUCAGCAUUAGUAAAAACUAUCGAUCUAUAAUACGGGCCUCUAUUGAAGAGCUUCAGCAAAUUGCAGUUAAUACUGAAGACUCAGCGGCGGGCAUGCAGUAUGGAAACCAGGUGUCAAUCCUUUUGGCUAUAGAACUGAUCUGGAAUCUUUGCGAAGUGCUCUUCAUUGAUGCAGCUCCCGCGGGCUCCCUGUUGCUCCACCUGCUGGAUUGGGUAAGGCUGCAUAAGGCCGACGUGGAUGAGAAGGCAAGACACGUGCUGCAAAGCGAGAGCCCUGCUGAGCACCGUGACUACUGGGAUGUGGUUGUGAGCUAUGUGCUGCAGGGUCGCUUGGAAGAAGUCCGUCAUUUGCUGGUGAAACAGGCCACCCACCAGCCUGCUGCCAGGGAUAUGUUCAAGCUGAUGGACAACCUACUGAGCAAGAUGCCCUUCUACAAUCCUAUUGACACUCAAACACUGGCAGAGUUUGACGUGAAGUGGAGACACUGGCAUGAGGAGGUGGACCGCUGCCUUCAGGACAACUCAUUUGCCAGCAACCAGCACCUGGAAGUCAUAUGCAAGAUCCUUGUGGGAGAUGAAGACACUUUGUUGGAGCACAAAGAACUGCUAAGCACCUGGUACCACUUCCUGGUGACCAGACUGCUCUAUUGCCACCCUACUGUCAAACCCACAGAGUUGCAUUUCUAUGCUCAGUCGUGCAUGACCAUGUUUCUGGACCCCAGGAGUGUGCCAGAGGCCCUGGACAGUAUCUUACUAGCUGCCUUUGAGUUUGAUAUCCAUCAGGUUAUCAAGGACUGCAGCAUUGCUCUCAACAACUGGUGGUUUGUGGCCCAUCUGACAGACCUUCUCGAUCACUGUCAGCUCCUCCAGUCUCACAAUUUACACUUUGGCUCCAACUUGAGAGAGUUUCUGCUGCUAGAAUAUGCAUCAAGUCUCUUCACUCAUCACAGUCUGUGGCAGCUGUCCGUGGACUACUUCGACCACUGCCCAGAAUUUGGCCGUGUCUACCUGGAACUGCAGAUGGAGCGCAUCCCUUUACACACAGAGCGCAAAGCCCUCAAGGUGCUAAGGAUCUGUGAGAAAAGGCAGAUGUCUGAGCAAGUGCGGAGUAUUUGUAAGAUCAUGGCGAUGCGGGCUUUAAGGAACAACAGACUGGGUUCUGCUCUUUCCUGGAGCAUCCGAGCCAAAGACGCUGCCUUUGCUACCUUGAUUUCGGAGAGAUUCUUGCAGGAUUACUGCGCUAAAGGAAUCUUUACUGAUCUGGACCUCAUAGACAAUUUAGGCCCGGCGAUGCUGCUCAGUGACAGGCUCACGUUCCUCGGGAAGUACUGUGAGUUCCACAAGUUGUACGGCAAAAAGUGCUUCAGGGAGGCGGCAAAACUACUCCUAUCGCUUAUUACUGCUAAAAUCGCCCCCAGAAACUUCUGGAUGACCCUCCUGACUGACGCCCUGCCACUGCUGGAGCAGGAAAAGGUCAUCUUCACAUCAGAGCAAACCUACGAGCUCAUCUUCUGUUUGGAGGAACUCACAUCCUCCUUGAAUACCGCAUCUUCCGCUGUUAGCGCAACUCCCACACAGGAGGAAGACAUCGAGAUGACCAAAGUGGAGCUCCUGAGGCUCGCCUUCGCUAGGAACCUAGCGAAGGCUAUCGUCAAUGAAGGCACAAUUGAAUCAUGAACCAUCGUACACAACAAAGCUCUUUGAUGCAUUUCCGAUACAGUUUAUAAACUGGUUUCAAGUAUUUUGUAAUGAAAAAAUCUGUCUGUUAAAAAAUAAAUACAUGUUUGUAAA
Molecule: messenger RNA, 2603 nt
Organism: Doryrhamphus excisus (bluestripe pipefish)
Lineage: Eukaryota; Metazoa; Chordata; Actinopteri; Syngnathiformes; Syngnathidae
Gene: nup85
Product: nucleoporin 85
Biological process (GO): mRNA export from nucleus; protein import into nucleus; positive regulation of DNA-templated transcription
Cellular component (GO): nuclear pore outer ring
Molecular function (GO): structural constituent of nuclear pore
Source: RefSeq, a predicted model, not a curated record